AUGCUCACUCUACUUUCACGAUGUCGAUUCGCUCCCUCCCUUCCUCACUUCACACCUUCAAGAACCAAAAUUAGGGUUAGCGAACUCUCUUUCCCCUCCCAUAUCGCAACUCGAUCACUAACUCAACGGGGGUCCAGCUCAAUGAGUCAACCCACCGCCGAGUCAGAACCCAAUUCACAAAACGAAGAGAAGAAAGCAGGGAAUUUAGAUGACGUGCUGGUGCAGUAUGUGGUGUUGAGGAGAGACUUAAUAGACACGUGGCCGAUGGGGAGUGUAGUGACACAGGGAUGCCAUGCCUCUGUUUCUGCUAUUUGGUCACAUAAGGAGGAUCCACAUACUCUUCAGUAUUGUAGCCCUGAAAAUAUUGAUUCUAUGCAUAAGGUUACUCUGGAGGUGAAACAAGAACAUCAAAUCUUGAACUUGUCUGAGAAGCUCAAAGCUGGAGGUAUUGCUCAUAAACUCUGGGUUGAACAACCUGAAAAUAUUCCUACUUGUCUUGCCACGAAGCCCUAUCCUAAAUCUGUUGUAGCACUGUUCUUUAAAAAGUUGAAACUUUGCAAGUGA
Molecule: messenger RNA, 564 nt
Organism: Dovyalis caffra
Lineage: Eukaryota; Viridiplantae; Streptophyta; Magnoliopsida; Malpighiales; Salicaceae
Source: the annotation of a GenBank genome assembly